UUGGGGAAUGGCGGUCAACGUGUACUCUACCUCUAUAACCCAAGAGACUAUGAGCAGACAUGACAUCAUCGCAUGGGUUAAUGAUAUAUUAGCUUUAAACUACACAAAAGUUGAACAACUCUGUUCAGGAGCAGCUUACUGCCAGUUCAUGGACAUGUUGUUCCCAGGGUGCAUUAGCUUGAAGAAAGUAAAGUUUCAAGCAAAGCUGGAGCAUGAAUACAUUCACAACUUCAAACUUCUGCAAGCAUCAUUUAAAAGAAUGAAUGUGGACAAGGUAAUUCCCGUGGAAAAACUGGUCAAAGGGCGCUUCCAAGACAACUUAGAUUUCAUUCAAUGGUUUAAGAAGUUCUUUGAUGCUAACUAUGAUGGGAAGGAGUAUGAUCCUGUGGAAGCUCGACAAGGCCAGGACGCCCUUCCCCCACCAGAUCCCGGUGAACAAAUCUUCAACCUGCCCAAAAAGUCUCACCAUGCAAACUCUCCGACUGCAGGUGCUGCUAAAUCCAGUCCAGCUUCUAAACCAGGAUCAACACCUUCUCGCCCAUCUUCAGCAAAAAAAGCUGCACCAAGCAGCUCAGCAUCCAAAUCAGAUAAAGAUCUGGAAACUCAAGUCAUACAGCUCAGUGAACAGGUACAUUCAUUAAAACUUGCACUUGAAGGCGUGGAGAAGGAAAGGGAUUUCUACUUUGGCAAAUUAAGGGAGAUUGAACUUCUCUGCCAGGAACACGGGGGAGAGAAUAAUGACCUUGUCAAUCGGCUAAUGGAAGUCCUUUAUGCUUCAGAAGAACACGAGAGCCACACAGAAGAGCAUGAAGGUGAAGAGCAAGUCCAUGAACAGCCCCAGCAGCAGGAGGAGUACUGACUCACCCAGCGUCUCUGACAAUUUUCGUUCUGUGUGAGAACUUUCUUCUGGAGAAUGGAACAUGUGUGGCCUCAAACUUGGAAAUCAGUUCACUCCCAGUCUGCCAUUAACAUUUUAUGUACCAUAGUGAGUGCCAGCCAACCACUGCAUUCUGUACCCAUCCUUUGCCAAGAUGCAUUUUGCAGACGUCUUCUUUCAGUGUAUCUUCCCGAGAGGUCGGUCGUAGGGCUACAUCACCCACUGUACGUCACUGCAACUUCACCACUUGGCUGCUUGAGAUUUGUUCCGCUCUUUAAAAACAAAAUAUAUAUAUUUAUUUUUUUCUUUUUCGUCUUAAGUAUGAUACACUUGUAACUUGUUCUAACAUAUUUAUAUUGGCAUUUUGUGUGGCAAGAAGUACCGUACCACUAGCUGUCUCUCUCACUUUGUGGGGCUUUUGCGUCUUCUAGUACCUCUGCGUUGGGGCGUAAAUUCGGUGGAACAAUUGGAAUAAAGGAUACCGUGGAAGUUGUACUCAAGCCAUGGUGCUGAGGUGUGUUGUGGAGGAAACUGCUCAUGUUGCUCACGUUUAUCCCUGUCCUGCCUUCGCAGAAUGGAAGGCAGAGCAUCUGUUUAACUAGGAGAGAUUUAAACCCCUGUGUUAGAAAGCUUGUUAGAAAGCUGCAUGGGAUGGUUUUUUGGCUUAUUUCUGGAGGAACAGACAUCCACUUAAGUGUUUUUUUGUUUGUUUGUUUGUUUUUUAAAACCCUCCUGGUUUCCUGAGUAGUCAAUAGACAUUUCCCAGCUUUUCUUCCUUCCUGAGGAAUCCAGUCCCAGCCUCCAGCUGCAGCUCUGCCUCUGCAGAGCUCAGUGCUGAUGGAGGAGGGAGAUCUUGACACAAACUUAGCUGCAGGAGGUGAUCUCUGCUGUUGUGUUUGGCUUCCCCACCCCACCCCUGCCCCCGGAGAGGGGACACUGUAGACCAGCCACCGCUUGUCGCUCUCCUUCCCCCCAGCCGUGCAGCUCUGGAAGA
This is a messenger RNA of Eurypyga helias (sunbittern), 1871 nucleotides long. RefSeq names its product microtubule-associated protein, RP/EB family, member 2 (gene MAPRE2). The transcript has 6 exons. Gene Ontology annotation, cellular component: microtubule plus-end; spindle midzone; microtubule organizing center. The record is from RefSeq and is a predicted model, not a curated record. Gene Ontology annotation, molecular function: microtubule plus-end binding. Bases 8 to 859 code for a protein of 283 amino acids. Gene Ontology annotation, biological process: spindle assembly; regulation of microtubule polymerization or depolymerization; protein localization to microtubule plus-end. Lineage: Eukaryota; Metazoa; Chordata; Aves; Eurypygiformes; Eurypygidae.